Molecule: messenger RNA, 1460 nt
Organism: Punica granatum (pomegranate)
Lineage: Eukaryota; Viridiplantae; Streptophyta; Magnoliopsida; Myrtales; Lythraceae
Source: RefSeq, a predicted model, not a curated record
CCUCUCCCCGGACCCAAAACCCAAGCCACCCUCUCCAACUCACGCCAUAGCCAUUUCUUGAAAGGGACCCCCGCCAAGGAGGAAGUGACCCGAGGGAGGGCUGAGGGAGCUGCUUCGCUUGUCGAGGAGACUGACCCGGAAAUUCUUCUGAGAUAAUCUUUCUUCUUCGUCCAUGACCCAGAUCCAGGUUCCGGCGCGUGAUUGACCAGUUGCUGGUGCGAGCCGGAGCCGACCGACGGAGGUGGGAAAAUGACGGCGGGGACGAGGACGCCGACCUGGAAGGAGAGGGAGAACAACAAGAGGCGGGAGAGGCGGAGGAGGGCGAUCGCCGCCAAGAUCUUCGCCGGCCUCCGGAUGUACGGCAACUACAAGCUCCCCAAGCACUGCGACAACAACGAGGUCCUCAAGGCCCUCUGCCGCGAGGCCGGCUGGACCGUCGAGGAGGACGGCACCACCUACCGCAAGGGAUGCAAGCCUGUUGAUCUCAUGGACAUUGUAGGAGGAUCAGCAUCAGCAAGCCCAUGUUCGUCGUAUCAACCCAGCCUGUGUGCAUCCUACAACCCCAGUCCUGCCUCGUCUUCCUUCCCCAGCCCAGUCCGGUCCCACAAUCCUCCCAACCCCGUCACUAACCCCGAUGCUAAUUCCCUUAUCCCAUGGCUCAAGAAUCUUUCAUCAGGCUCAUCCUCAUCUUCCUCCCCUAAUAUCCCUCACCAUCUCUACAUUCCUGGGGGCUCAGUAAGUGCCCCGGUGACCCCUCCAUUGAGCUCCCCUACUGCUCGAACACCUAAAAUUAGUACCAACUGGGAUGACCCUAUCAGUGCUUCGAUGCCGUGGCUAGCAGGUAUUCCUGUUCCUCAGAGUGGGCCACCAUCGCCAACUUACAGCCUAGUUGCUCGAAACCCGUUUAGCUUCAUAGAGGAAGCCUUGUCUGGGGCUGGGUCAAGAGUUUGCACUCCAGGGCAGAGUGGGACAUGCACUCCAAGGAUUCCUGCAGGGGCUGAUGGGACCGCAGAUAUUCCAAUGCCCGAUAGCACAGGGGUGGAGUUUGCUUUUGGGUGCAAUGCGACAGGACCAGUGAAGCCCUGGGAAGGGGAGAGAAUUCACGAGGAAUGUGGCUCUGAUGAUCUGGAGCUGACCCUUGGGAAUUCUGGUACCAGGUGAUCAAUCGCUUGAAAGAUCAAAGAUAGGAAGAGAAAAGGAUAGCUAGAAGGGGAUAAGAAAAUCAUGUGAGCAUCCUUUUCUACGGCAGCUCUUCCGUCUGGUGCAGGAGUUUCAUUAGUACAAACAAGUUUGGGUUUUUUAGAUGGGAUUGGAAUGAAAGAAGUACAGUCAGUAGAAUCAGCUUUUUUCUUUUAUUAAUUUUUUUUUCCUUUUCAAGAAGAUUUUAAUUGAAAAUUCUAAGUUAUAAUUAUUGGAUACUUGGUGAGAUAUGCUUUCAAUUCAUUCAUUUGCUUUCCUUA